Messenger RNA from Schistocerca nitens (vagrant locust), 1098 nucleotides. RefSeq lists its product as uncharacterized. The record is from RefSeq and is a predicted model, not a curated record. The coding region runs from base 1 to 1098 and encodes 365 amino acids. NCBI's taxonomy places the organism in Eukaryota, Metazoa, Arthropoda, Insecta, Orthoptera, Acrididae. The transcript has 5 exons. Gene Ontology annotation, biological process: sensory perception of smell; detection of chemical stimulus involved in sensory perception of smell. Gene Ontology annotation, cellular component: plasma membrane. Gene Ontology annotation, molecular function: odorant binding; olfactory receptor activity.
AUGGAGCACCCCUCGGCGGACAGCGACCCGCUGGUGGUCCCUGGAGCCACUCUACGCCGUCUGAUGGGUCUGUGGCGGCCACAAGGCCGGGUCGCACGCCGCCUCAACGGGCUGCUCGCCGGCUUCAUUAUUGCCACCCUCGCUUUUCUGCCCGCCUGUGUGGCUCUCAAGUUGUACGUGGACCCUCCGGAAGAGCUUGAGCGGAUUACGCUCUGCAGCCUCGCCACUUCUAUCUGCAUCGGAUUUCUCUUCAAGGCGGCGCUGUUCGUGGCACAGGGAGCAACGCUGCGGCAGACGGUGCGACAGAUGGAGGACAUCAGGAGGCAGUUCGGCAGCGGGGAAGAGAAUCAGAGGACGCGCCGCCGGUACCAGAGGCUGUCAAACAGUGUCUACCUGCACUACCAGAUGGUGGCGGUGCCGGCGGUGAUCGGCUGGGUCCUGUGCCCGCUGCUGUCCCGCACCGUCAUGAGGUCCGACGAGGACCACCAGGAGGUUCCUCGACAGCUCCCGGUUCCCGUAUGGCUCCCACUCGACGUCUAUGCGUCGCCAACAUACGAGCUUCUGUAUGUUGUCCAUUCCUUCUGUGCUCUGGUCGCAGCCGAGUCCAGCGUCUGCACGGACAUCUUCUUCAUUCAUAUGAUGCUAAUGGUUGCAGCUGAGUUGGAGGUUCUGAACGAUAACAUUUCUGCCAUGCGACAGUUUGACAUGCAUAUGACGAGCACCAGGAGACAGGAAUAUGUUUCUAGAAAUCAAAGUAACGGCGGACGAUCGGCGACACUUAGCAGUGACCAGCCCCUUGGUCAACAGACAAUGACAGAGAAUGUUGAACACGAGUGGAUUCAUCAACAACUAGUGAAGAACGUGCUUCACCACCAGGCCAUUUUAAGUAUGCAGAACAUAUCUCUGACACUGUUUAGUAACAUUCCAAACUAUUUGACACAGAGAGGACGUCCACCUCCACGACAAUUACAGAGAAGAGGCUACUCCUUCCUCACUGAAAUAUUUGGGGCAUGUAUGACGGCUGUUAUCCUGAUGCCUAAUCGUGACUUCAUCUGGGAUCUCCUUACCUUGCAAGGCCUGGGUCCACAGGAACUUUAG